AUCUCAGUGAGUUUGAAAAACAUAGUAAAGACCAUUGUAUGCUAUUUUGUGAUCAAUGCAAUAAGCAAUACUCAUCAAUCUCAGCACUGAAUAAACAUAUGAGAUAUCACACCGGGAAUGUAUUCAGUUGCCUGCAAUGUGAUAAAAAAUAUGCAACAAACUGUGACUUAGAAGCCCAUAUUAAAAGCCGGCAUUCGGAAACAGCGAAAUUUAGAGCGAUGCCUCUAAAUCUUACAACAGGACCUCCUUUCCAAUGUCCAGACUGCCCAAAAUCAUUUAGUCAAUUGGCAACGUUCAGGUCACAUUACAAGUGGCAUUCCAUGAAGGGAUUGGUUGCAUGUGAUCAAUGUGACAAGGAGUUUACAUUGAAAAGCAGACUUGAGCUCCAUAAAGAAUCUAACCAUGGUCCCACUAUAUACCACUGUUCAAAGUGUUGCAAGCACUUUUCAACAAAGAGGAAGUUAAAGAGACAUAUGAUGCAGGUGCAUAAAAUGAUUAUACCAGUUCCAAAUAUGCUUGACUAAAACACAUGCAUAGAAUCAAGAACCCCAAUCAGAUCAUAGCCUACAAGUACCAUGCUAUAUAUGUCUGUUUAUCAAGAUUGAAUGUAUGAAUACCAUCAUGUGUGUCUGUUGAACAAAACCAGACUAGCCUUCCAGUACCAUGAUGAGGUAUGUCUGUUUAUGAAGAUUGGAUGAGCCUACCAGUAUUGUGUCUGACCGUCUAACAAAACACAAUCAGGCAAGCCUACCAAAACCAGGACUUAGGAUGUCAAGCCUACCAAAUCUGAGUAUGUUUGUAAAACAAAUUCAGAUGAGCCUACCAAAACUGAGCAUGUUUGUAAAACGAAAACAGAUGAGUCUACCAAAACUGAGUAUUAGUACAUGUACAGGGGCGUAGCUAGCUUUCAGUCAGGGGGUGUGUGAUCGCCGAUAGAAUUAUGGUUUUCAGUCAGGGGGGUGUGAUUGUGGCAUAAACAAGCCAAAAAAAAUAAGAUUUAUCUUGAAU
Molecule: messenger RNA, 1008 nt
Organism: Owenia fusiformis
Lineage: Eukaryota; Metazoa; Annelida; Polychaeta; Sabellida; Oweniidae
Source: the annotation of a GenBank genome assembly